Messenger RNA from Parnassius apollo (apollo), 627 nucleotides. The record is from the annotation of a GenBank genome assembly. Lineage: Eukaryota; Metazoa; Arthropoda; Insecta; Lepidoptera; Papilionidae.
AUGCAUCGACUUUUUUCUGAGCCUUCUAUAACCAUCACCGAGCAAAACAUGGCAGACCGAGUUCGAUAUAUCUUGCGCUCAAAUAUAUUUGAUGUCGCCAAACUCAAACGGUUAAGACGUGAAACUGUUCUCUCAUUGGAUGAAAAUUUACGGCUGUGGUCCCAUUGGAUGAAAAUGCUACGGUAUGUAGUUGAUUCGAACGAUGAUGAAUCAGUCGCGCAGAAACUGGAGCUAGAGCAAACGAGUCCAUUUAAAGAAGCAAUUGUGCAAAAGAGCAGUACGUUUCUCGAAAAUCGUCUGCGAUUUCCUUUGCAUAACAAGCGAAAUUGGGCUGUUGUCAGGGCUUCGAGCCCAGUGCUGGUGAACUAUUCGGAUUCCAGCCGGGAUCUUUGUGAUACGGACUCAAUUCUUUUUGACGCUGCACUGGCAGUCUGCCGUAUUAUAGGCGUCAAACUUUCUGGAUGCGCUACUGAACAAAGUAGCGCUAUCCCAGCCCGGAGAAUAACAAUUGAAGAAUGUAUCACAAAUACUUGGGCCCUCAUCGGCAGCCUGAUAUGCUUCAGGUCAGGCAAUAACAGGCCAAGGAUUGAGUUGAGUGAGCGUUUGCUGGGACAAAUGACACUUUGA